UCUGUGCUGCUAUAAAAGCUGCCACCUCUCAGACAGCGCCGUUAUUUUCGUCUCUGCUUCACUUUACCCGCUUCAGUAUGUCGGUGGCUCUGCGCACACAGCUGUUCCUCUUUCUGAUCUCGCUUUCAUCAAGGAUGGGGCUCAGUCGCUACAUUGAGGACAACGAAGCUUCAGAUGGAUUAUAUUCUCUGCUCAGUUUGGACCAGAAAAGAGACUCAGAGGAUUUUAUUUUCCGCCGACCUCUCAGAUGUUUGGACAUGGUGGCCACUGAAGGCUACUUCACCUUUGUGGCAUCUCAGCCUCAGCUGGCCUGUGCUGCUUUCAUCAUCGCUGAGCCCAGUGAGGUCAUCAGUCUGGAGCUUUCUGAUGUCAGUAUUGACUGCAGUGCCGGAGACUUCAUCAAGAUGUUUGACGGCUGGGUUCUGAAGGGAGAGAAGUUCCCCAGCAGGCAGGACCACCAGCUCCCUCUACACCAGCGCUACACAGACUACUGCUCGUCCACAGCACCAGGAGCCACCAGCCGCUCCUCUCAGAACGUCGCCAUGAUCUUCUUCCGCAUUCACAGCCCUGACAGCGGCUUCACCCUCGCUGUCAAAAAGCUACACAACCCCUUCCCCUGUAACAUCAUGUCUCAAAGUCCAGAGGGCAGCUUCACCAUGGUGAUGCCACACCAGCGCAGGAACUGCAGCUUCUCCAUCAUCUACCCUGUGGAGAUCCGACUGACAGAACUCAGCCUGGGGCAGGCCAAAAGCAAUGAGCUCAGCCCACAGAGGCAGGUGUGGUCGGGCUGUUGGGGGUCAGGUGACUAUGUGGAGCUGCUAGGGGGGAAUGGGGUGGACACCUCUAAGAUGUUUCCUGUAGCUGACCUCUGUUUCUCCCUCAGUGGGCUCGCCCAGAUGAAGAUUGGUUGUGAUAACUCGGUGGUGAGGCUGGUGUCCAGUGGGAACUAUAUCAACCGUGUUUCCUUCCAGUACCGACUACUGGAACAGCGCGAGCUCCCUGAGACCCGAGAGAACAGUCUGGAUAACUUCUGCGCUGUGGAAUGAGAUCACACACACAGACACACACUUGUGAACAUACACACACACACACAAUCACACAGUCAUCCAUCGCUCUGUAAAUACACCAGUUUGACGAAUGUUGUCAAUAAAUAUUUUGUAUUGUUUUUGCCAAAUAUUUUAUUUAGUGCCCUGAUUAUGUUAGCUUUGAUCAUAGCGUAUUUAUUUGAGAAAUGAUUUUAAUUCAUCUCAAAUUUAUGGAUGAUGGUGAAUUUAAUUGUUUUCUUUUAGGUCAUUUGUCCAGAAAAUCUGUGAUACAUUAUAAUUUUUGGCAGGAGCAUUGAUUUCGAACCUUCCCUCUGUUGCUCGUAGUUUAUAUCACUUUCAGUAUUCUUUGGGAGGUUUUACAUCUCUGCUAUCUCCUCUGUUUAUAUUGCCUUGAAAAUUUGAAAAUAAAUAUGACUUGCAUGAUAAAGCACA
Molecule: messenger RNA, 1478 nt
Organism: Siniperca chuatsi (mandarin fish)
Lineage: Eukaryota; Metazoa; Chordata; Actinopteri; Centrarchiformes; Sinipercidae
Product: corticotropin-releasing factor-binding protein-like
Exons: 7
Coding region: 78-1046 (322 amino acids)
Biological process (GO): negative regulation of corticotropin secretion; negative regulation of corticotropin-releasing hormone receptor activity; hormone-mediated signaling pathway
Molecular function (GO): corticotropin-releasing hormone binding
Source: RefSeq, a predicted model, not a curated record